AUGUGGCCAAUAUCUCCGGAGGGAGUACACCUGACUCUGUUCAGCGAGGACCCGAAGAUCAGAGAGGCGCUCGCAGUCGAGUUGACAGCUGAUCGCUUUGUGUCCAGAAAUAAGUUGAAGAAGGCAUCAAGGGUGCAGAAGAAGGCAGGCGGCAAGGACGGCAAGGAGAUCAAGAUCAUCAUCAAGUCGACGGCGGCAUCUGGUCGCUUCACGAGGAAGGAGAUGGAGGGGCUGUGCAACGGCGGCAACACUUCCAUCGCAAGAGUCAAGAGAGUCUUGUUGGAGAUCGCUAACAGGCUCGAGAUCAACGUUGAAGGCAUCGACAUGGAGGAGGAUUUGAACAGCCUGAGGCGGCUGAGGAUCACAAUGGAGGCAGCAUCUCCGUCAAGCCAAGAGGACAUGCAGCUCGUCAGCGAGCUGUCAGCAGUCAUCGAAGAUGCAGCUUCUUUGAAGCUGGUCCUUGACAAGGCCGUUGGCAACCUCCACGACACGUUCUACUCUCCGGGGAGCCUGGAGUUCAUGUCGCUGGGAGAGUGGGCGAAGAUGCCAGAGGAGCAGGGAGUUGGGCGCAACGUUCUCAAGGAGAAGCUGGGGAAGUAG
This is a messenger RNA of Guillardia theta CCMP2712, 600 nucleotides long. RefSeq lists its product as hypothetical. Bases 1 to 600 code for a protein of 199 amino acids. The transcript is spliced from 2 exons. NCBI's taxonomy places the organism in Eukaryota, Cryptophyceae, Pyrenomonadales, Geminigeraceae. The record is from RefSeq and is a predicted model, not a curated record.